This is a messenger RNA of Ilex paraguariensis (yerba mate), 234 nucleotides long. The record is from the annotation of a GenBank genome assembly. NCBI's taxonomy places the organism in Eukaryota, Viridiplantae, Streptophyta, Magnoliopsida, Aquifoliales, Aquifoliaceae.
AUGCAUAUCCAAGAAUCACCAUCAUUUCGAGGACCCGAACAUGGCUCGUGGUUAUAUGAAAUUGGGGCAUUUGAGGAACUAUUGGAGAGCAUGAGAUUAUGGUGGUGGAAUUUGGUGAGAGUCUUCCAAUUGGCGUUGGAUUUUGAAUGUUGCUUCUCAGGGAACGCCAAAUGGAGGACUGAAAGGCUUCUACACGUAGGUACUUUGAUCUAUCUUUCUUGGACAUACUUUUAG